AUGUGCUCUUCUCGCUCUAAAAUCUCCAGCAAGGCGCUUACCGCCUUCUCGCCUGAGAUUUUUGUGUACAUUGACUGUACGUCGAAACUCACCAACAGUUCCGACACAACCGACCCAAUGUUGAUCAAUCGUGUUAACGAUUCUUUCCGUAUUCGUUCUGCCUCCAACAUGUCCUCUUCUCGCUCCAAAAUCUCCAGCAAGGCGCUUACCGCCUUCUCGCCUGAGAUGUUUGUGUAC
Protopolystoma xenopodis is the source of this 237-nucleotide messenger RNA. NCBI's taxonomy places the organism in Eukaryota, Metazoa, Platyhelminthes, Monogenea, Polystomatidea, Polystomatidae. The record is from the annotation of a GenBank genome assembly.